UGAUGCGUCAGCAGUACAUUCACGUUCCCAUUGAAGGACAAAAGGAAGAGCAAGCAUGUAAAGCCUAUGUCCUGGGUGUCUGCUAUUAUGCCACACAACACUGCAAAAAACAUUUGUGCCUGUCGCACACAACAGCAGGAAGAGGACUAACCUGGGGCUGAAAAGGUUAAAAAUAAAAGCAAGCAAGGAAAAAUGCUGCUGUGGGGAGCCACUUUCCCAUGCCUCAGCGUUGGUCCACCAGCUUGAGCUGGACAGCUGUGCCGCUGACAAAGCUGAGAUCUCCAACUCUGCACUGAGCUCAGGGCACUGCAGCGCUAUACGGAUACUUCUCUGAUCGACACGACGUCACAGAAAGGGGGGAGAAACACUCUCUCUUUAUUCUCUCAUUCCAGAGAGUGAGAGAGCGCGCUCGCAGGCAGGAGAGAGCGAAGGAGAAGGAGGCAGAGAGCAAGCGAUCUCUCUCCAGCGAACGAGCAUUCUUACCGAGCUGCCUCUUUCACUGGUCCUCCCCUACACCUUUCCUGGACUGUAGUUACCUGCUCUUUUUUACACAACUGAAGGAUUAUUGGGAAGUUUGCAAAAAAGCUUCUGCAGUCGGUGCUUGCAAGUGCGUGCAUGUAUGAAGAUGGAAUGCGCAUCUACUUAAGGAAAGAAAUGCGCUAAUGACCGCAGUGUCACAGUCUUUUCAGCUGGACAAGGCAUUUAACAAAUCAAGCGGACAAAACAUACCAAGGGAGCCAGAGACAAUAAACAUGUGUGAGCGUUUCACUAUGGAGACACGGGCAUUUGGUGGCGGCGUCAAGCGGAGGUAUCCAAGGACAAGCAUCUGUGGAUAGUGCGAGAACGAGCGCUUCUAUAGGAGCCAAACUGGAAUGGUACUCUUGCCUAAAGCUCUGAGGCCCCGCAGAGCCACUACACGCUUCUCUUCGGAUGGUCCUCUGUGGAUUUAUUAGGGGCCAUUUUGGCAUUCAUCUCGUUUUCUGACAAAUGAAUAAAGAGAAGGCUUUGCUUCUCCUGGGAAUAUAGGAAUUUGAGGAAAAAAAUCAGCAUCUAUUUUGAGAUUACAAAAAUUGGGACGUAUAAAACAUUUGAGGUAGGUGCCUAGACUUUCCAACCGUUUUUCACAUAUUGAAAUAUAUAUCCCCCUUAUUACUUUAUUCAUUAUCAUUGGCGUUUCACUCCUCCCUCUCAACUCUGCUAGCUGCCACUGAAUGUUAAGCCUCCAGUUCAGUAAAUGGAAAAACAAUCUAGAGUGUUGUUUAACCCAGGGUAGGGUUUCAUUAGUCAAGAGGUGAACCCCUCCCCUUCCCCCACUUACUACCCCCUUCUCCCCAACCACCAUCAUCACCCCACGCCCCCCCAGACGAUGCUGAAUUAUGAAUGUGCCACAUCAUGAGUCUCCUGGGGCGGGUAGCUGUGCGUCGAGCCAGGAAAGCCGCCCUGCUCUGUGUCCUGUACCUCAUGGUUCAAGUGUCCGUAGACGUGGCGGCCGCGGCAGGGCCCCAGGGUUGCCCGACUGAUUGCUCCUGCAACAACCAACUCAGCAAGGUGGUGUGCACAAGGAGGGGGCUUACUCGAGUGCCACCAGGUAUCCCCACCAACACCCGGCACCUAAACCUGAUGGAAAACUCUAUCGAGUCUGUACAGGCCGACUCUUUUCGUAACCUCCAUCAUCUUGAGGUGUUGCAGUUGGGCCGCAAUGCAAUUAGACAGAUAGAAGUGGGUGCCUUCAGUGGACUAACCAAUCUUAAUACAUUGGAACUUUUUGAUAACAGGUUGACAGUGGUGCCAAGUGGGGCAUUCGAGUAUUUGUCUAAGCUGCGAGAGCUGUGGCUGAGAAAUAACCCUAUUGAAAGUAUCCCAUCUUACGCAUUUAACCGAGUGCCCUCCCUAAUGCGACUGGACCUGGGUGAACUGAGAAAACUGGAGUAUAUCUCUGAUGGAGCCUUUGAAGGUCUAAUCAACCUCAAGUACCUUAACCUGGGGAUGUGUAACAUUAAAGGUGAGAUACCCAACCUGACCCCUCUGGUUGGGCUGGAGGAGCUGGAAAUAUCAGAGAACCUCUUUCCUGAGAUUAAACCAAGCUCAUUCAGAGGACUGACUUCACUCAAGAAGUUAUGGAUCAUGAACUCUCAGAUAGGGCUUAUUGAACGAAAUGCAUUUGAUGACCUGGCCUCAUUGGUGGAGUUGAACCUGGCUCACAACAAUCUCAGCUCACUGCCCCAUGACCUUUAUGCCCCACUAAAACACCUAGUGGAACUCCACCUCCACCACAACCCCUGGAACUGCGGCUGUGACUCACUUUGGCUAGCACGUUGGCUACGUGAGUACAUACCCACCAACUCAACAUGCUGUGGACGAUGUCACUCCCCUGCACACAUGAGGGGCCGGCAGCUGGUUGAGCUAGACAGAGGAGACACGGGGUCAAUGCAGUGCUCUGCCCCUUUCAUCGCAGAUGCCCCAAGGGACCUGAACAUUUCAGCCGAACGUGUGGCAGAACUGCGAUGCCGAACAGCACCCAUGUCUGCCGUACGAUGGCUCCUACCAAAUGGGACUAUUUUAACUCAUGCAUCAAGCCACCCACGGAUAACAGUGCUAAAUGACGGGACUUUAAACUUUUCAAACAUUCUAGCAGGUGACACGGGCAUGUAUACCUGCAUGGUGUCAAACGCAGCAGGAAAUUCCAAUGCUUCAGCUUACUUAAAUGUAAGUGCGGCCGAGCUGAACACAUCUAACCUUAGCUACUUCACCACAGUCACAGUGGAGGUCCUGAGCCCCACAUCUGAAAUGCCUAAGACCAAAACCACCACAACCAUAGCAGGAGCUAGCACCACUACCACGGCCUCACCAUCCGUGUUUAAGCCGGUUUUUAUUUCAACACCAACAGUCCUUCUCCAGAGUACAGACACGCCACCAAGCCGCCCAUCUGCUGUACCUGGCUCGAAAGUGACAACAGGAAAGCCGCCCAAACCAGCCAGUACCAGUUUGGAUGAGGUGAUGAAGACAACAAAGAUUAUCAUUGGUUGUUUUGUGGCAGUUACUCUGCUAGCAGCAAUCAUGCUAAUUGUAUUUUAUAAACUACGAAAGCGGCAUCAGCAAAGGAGCACAGUGGCUGCAGCCAGAACUGUGGAAAUUAUUCCAGUAGAGGAAGAACUGCCACCACCAGCGUCUGCUGCCAAUAUAGCAGGGGAGGGGCUGACUCUACCAGAGAUAAGGGAUCAUAACAGUAUUUACAAACUGGACUACAACACCCACAAAUCUGACUACAGCUACAAACCAAAACCAGAAUACAGCAUCCAUAAAUCUAGAGAUUUCAGCAUCCACAACCCCAAGACAGACUACAACACCUACAAACCUAAAGCGGAUUAUGUAUACCAACCUACUCUGGAAUACAGCUCUUACAAACAAACAGACUAUUCACACAAGUCAUUGCCAGAUUACCACUUACAUAAAAAACCUGAUCAGAGUCCCUAUAAACCAGGAUAUAAUACUCACAAACCUGACUUCAAAUCUCACACUCCUAAAACAGACUUCAGCCCAUACAAACCAGAUUAUGGAGUUCCGAAAUCCAAAACUGACUACAGUAUGCCCAAGCCCAGAACAGAUUACAGCCCUUUCAAGACAGACUGCAGCCUUUUCAAACCAGACUACAGUACAUUUAAAGCAGACUACAGCCCUCUCAAAGCGGAAUACGUAAGCUGCAAAUCAGACUUCAGUCCCCACAAGUCUAAAAUGGAUUACAGUCCUCACAAGGUGGACUACAGCCCGCAUAAGACAGACUAUAGCACCAUGAGGCCCAAAUACAACACUUACAAGCCACCGGGCCAUGGAGCCAAAUGGACAGAAGGCAACAGUAUUGGAAAUUCUCUGCCUCGAACCUUGCCCAGUGCCAUAACUACCACUCCUGAGGCUCUUGUCAUAAAAACUCAUAACAAGGAAAAAGUACAAGAAACUCAGAUUUAGUAUGCCCCCUCAACAAAUCACAAUCCAAAAUAAUUUGCUCUCCCCCUCUUAUAAUUUAACCCCCGCACCGUCAUGAAAACAUGCAAUAGAAUGCACAAAGGGAAAAAAGACAGGAACUUCUUUUUUUUGUACAGAGUGCAAACCCUACAGACUGAAUCUUGUUGUACAUGCUUAUAAAUAAAUAUAUAUGGAAAAACUGAAACUACCAUUGGCUGGUAAUAGAGAAGCAGAUUAUAUUAAAAAAUAAAUUGAAACUAUUUUCUAACUUAUAACUCUUAUUUAAAAAAAUGAGUUGUUUUAAGAUGCUGUACUGAAUUUGAGACAUGAGGGUAGUCUUGUUUAAAAAGGGCAUUCUGUGUGAUUUCUAAACAAUGCUACAGAGAAUGCUGUGAAAAUACAAAAGAACAUUUAUACAGAGAAUUCUUUCGUUAAAAAAUAAAACAAAAACAGAAAAAAGGUCAAUGUUGAUCUUUACAGGUUUAUCUUGUAAAAGCACCAUGAAUUUGUACUGUGCCAAAUGUUACAAAUGCAAUAAAAGGAUUUUUGGAAGAAAAGAACAAAAAAAAGAAAGAACCA
Paramisgurnus dabryanus is the source of this 4539-nucleotide messenger RNA. The record is from RefSeq and is a predicted model, not a curated record. NCBI's taxonomy places the organism in Eukaryota, Metazoa, Chordata, Actinopteri, Cypriniformes, Cobitidae.